UCCCGGAAGUGGCUGUGGGCCGCUGCAGGGCAACCCCCCGGCGUCCCUGGAAGCGGGGAGGGGAGCCGGGGUGGUGCUGGAAGUUGUGCGGCGCCGGGAACCUGCGCCCGGAGCCUCCGGCGUGGGGGCAGAUUCUAGGAUUGGCAGGAGAUGGAUGAGUGCAACUGGAUGACCCCUCCCCUACAAUUGUUAUGGCUCAUUGACGGUGUCCAGCCCGGAGGCCAGUAGAACUCAUCACAUUCAUCUGGCCUGUUGGCCUGGAGCCCAGACAGCAAUGGCUGGGAGACCCAUCCGCAUAGGAGACCAGCUGGUCCUGGAGGAAGACUAUGAUGAGACCUACAUCCCCAGUGACCAAGAAAUCCUUGAAUUUGCCAAAGAGAUAGGUAUUGAUCCCAGCAAGGAGCCGGAGCUGAUGUGGCUGGCCCGGGAGGGCAUCGUGGCCCCGCUGCCUGCGGAGUGGAAGCCAUGCCAGGACAUCACAGGCGACAUUUACUACUUUAACUUCGCCAACGGGCAGUCCACGUGGGACCAUCCGUGUGACGAGCACUACCGGAACUUGGUGGUCCAGGAGCGAGGGAAGCUGGCAUCUUCUGGGGCCGUGAAGAAGAAAGACAAGAAGAAGAAAAAGGAAAAGAAAGACAAGAAGAACAAAGAGACCCCCAGAAGUGCCAUGGACACACAGCCUGAGCAGGGACUUCUGCCUUCCUCCUCCUCUCUCCGUGGCCUGUCCCCUCUCCCAGCUCCCAGGCUUGCUGAUCUGGAUCUAGACCAGGACAUGCAGGCUCCCAGUGAGAGCUCCUUUCAGAGAGGGAAGAGCCCAUGCAUGCUCGGCGACACCCCCUGGGCCCUCCUGGGCUCCCCGCCCAGCAAGCUGCAGCCGCUGUCCAGAGGCCAUGGCCCCCGCGCCCACCAGCUGUUUGCAGAUGUGGAGAUAAUCCUAGGCAGGGGCCCCGCCCCGGGCAGGACAGACUUAGGGGACCAGCAGGCUCUGGAGAAGCCCCAGAAGCUGACUGAGAAGAUCUACCUGGGGUUCUCAGACCCCGAGAUAGAAGAGCUGGAGAUGAGGACCAGGCUGGGCGCUCCAGGCCCCGAGGACGGCGGGCCCCUCCAGGGCGGGCAGGAGGUGUUAGACGGCAGGAGCCAGGCCUCUGUGCACCUCAGGCUCUCCGAAGCCAGCAAGGGCCUGCAGCUGACGGGGGUGCCGCACAGCACUGGCCCCGCGGGGGACAAGGGCCAGAGCCCCGUGCCCUCCGCGUCCCCCCAGGGGCACCCCUCCCUGUCCCCUUGUUCUUCAGACCAGAUGCUCCUGGUAGAGGGCGGCCCCGCGGAAGGCCUGCGCCGGCAGAGUGUUUCUGGGGAGGGGGCGGGGGUGGGCUGGGGCAGGAGGAGGAGAGAGCCCCCGGGACUGUGGAUGGGACAGGUCUCCCGGCUUGUCCACGAGGACGGCCCCGGGAGCUGCAAGGGGGCAGCGCCCACCGACCCUGGGGACCCCGCUGAAGACCCAUGCCAGGGGCUCCUCCAAAUGCCGCCUGACACCCCGGCAUCGGAGGCAGCCCCGAGAGCCGCCCCUGCCAGCGAGAGCAGACAGCCCCCAGUGUGUGCGGAGCCCCCCGAAGAAGACGGGAGGCCCAGCGAGUGCGAGCCUGACUUAGAGAGCAGCAGCGGCAGCGGCCUGGCUUCUUCCCUCGGCUCGCAGGUCAUGGGCGAAGUGAAUAACUUCCCGUGGGACCUGCAGAGCUCUCAGGGGUCUGGGCGGGGCGGGGGUCCGUCAGGCCCCGGGCUCAGAGGGCUGCCCUCCGGCCCCUUCCUGGUGCCCCAGUUGCCCCACCUGCAGAGCUCUGCCGAGGAGCAGUCAGAGAGCGAAGACUACUCUGAGGACCAGAGGUUCUACCAGCACAUCCUGCAGAUGGCCAAGAUCUCCCGGCGGCUGGAGGGCCUGGGGCUGCCGGAGAGCGUGCAGGAGAGGCCGUGCGGAGAGCUCGCCGGCGUGGCCUGCUGCGUGGCGGCCGAGUCCUCCAGGCUGUCUAGCGUGGGGGAGCACGAGGCCAUCAGAGCCCUGGAAAGAGACUCCAGGCUUCUGGUUUGGGGACCAGAGCAGCUGGAACAUCCUCAGGAGGGGGCCCUGGCCCCAGCUGGGCAGGAGGCCGCUCCGCAAGCCUGUUUGCAGCCAAGCAGCAGUCCUCUCAGGCAGGCGCUAGGUGAGCUGAGCGCCAACGAAAGGCUCGCUGUAGAGCCAGGCCAGAUGCAGCUUCUCCACCAGGCCCUGGGCUCCUCACUGGCUCCAGUCCACGCUCCCCUUGGGGGCCUGGCUCCCUUACGAGGCCUCGUGGAUGCCCCGCUCUCCUCUCUUCGCACGUCUCACGGUGUGAGCGUGGGGAGCUCCGUGGAGUCCGCUCAGCGUGGAGAACUCACGCUGCCUUUGCAGGGUCUCAAGACUUCUGCUCAUAUGCAAGGUCUCUUGGGCUCCAUCCGUGAGGACAAGAAUGCGCUCAGCCUCCUGGCUUUAGGGGAGGAGACCAGCGAGGAGGAGGCGGAGAGUGAUAACCAGAGUGUCCGCAGCGCAAGUGAGCUUCUUAAGAACCUGCACCUGGACAUUGGGCUGCUGGGGGGCAACUUCGAGUCUGAGGAGUCUCCCCAGGAGUCUCCAGGAACAAGCCAGCCCGAGGAGAAGGCCCUCUCUCCUGACUCGGGGGCCGCCAGCCCCCCGACUCACAACAGGCUCUCCGGCCGAGGUGCAGACAGCAGCCUGGCCAGCGCAGGCAGCAGAGGGCCACGGGGAGGAGGAGCGAGCGCCCGGCUCCCGGGAAGAGACAAGAAUCACAAGAGUGACCCUGCGAUGACGGCCACGAGUCCCGUGGGCCCCGGGGGCGACCAGCCCGCCACGUCCUGUAAGAGAGACGCCCCCCAGGACCCGGCUGCAGCGGGGGAGGCCGCAGCAGAGCCGGAGGAGGAGGUCCCUGUCCCGGGAGAGAGCGAGUCAGACAGCAGCGACGCGCAGGAGAUCAGUGAACACAUGAAGGAGCUACAGGGCUCAGACUCCGAUGCCUCCGACUCCAAGUCCCUCCUGGGCCUGGACUUCGGUUUUUGCGGCCGGAUCUCCGAGCAGCUGCUGGACAUGGACCUGCUUUUCCCGGUCCCGGACAGAGCCCACUGGGCGGCCCAGAGGCCGGGAGGAGGCCAGGACAACAGCCAGUCCAGCCACGAGGAGCUGCAGAGCGAGCCCUCCCUCGGCUCCGAGAGGGUCUCCCCUGCACUUCUGUUCGGGGAGCGGCUUGGGAGUCCCCGGCACAGCCAGGCCACCGGGAAAGGGCCUCUGCAGGCCCCUGAGGGGCAGCCUGAGCGGCGGGGGACACAGGCGCCCGCGGAGCACUCUGCACGCAGCCCCCUCCCGCCCGAGUCCCUGCACAGGGAUGGAAGCCCCAGUCCACCUGCCGCCUGCAAGAGUGACGAGGCGCCGGGCUCCCAGGCCGAGGAGCCCGAGGAGGAGGAGGUGGUGGCUGGCCCCACCCUGCCCAUCUCUCCGGAGCGGCGAUCUCCAGAGCUCGUGGCUCUCCCGGAGCAGCGCCCAGAGGCCGCCCGGAAGGCCCUGGAGGAGGCGGUGGCUCAGGAACUGGAGCAAGAGCAGAGGCGGCUCCUGGACUUGGGGCGGGAGAAGCUACGGCAGCUGCGGCAGAGGCUGCAGCAGGAGGAGGAGGAGGAGGCGCGCCAGCUUCAACAGCAGAAAGAGGAGUCUCUGAGGCUCCUGCAGGAGCAGCUGCAGAAGGCCACUGAGGAGGAGGGCACGCGGAUGAGAGAGGAGGAGAGCCAGAGGCUGGCCCGGCUCCGGGCCCAGGUCCAGUCCAGCGCAGAGGCAGAUGCGGAACGGAUCAGGGCGGAGCACCAGGCCUCCCUGCAGAGGCUGAGAGAGGAGCUGGCGGCCCUGCAGGAGGCCGAGCGGGCCAGCUUGGAGCAGGGCAGCCGGCGCGUGCUGGAGCGGCUCCGGGGAGAGAUGGAGGCUGCGGAGAGGAGGGAGCAGGCUGCCCUGGAUGCCGAGAAGGAGAAGGCCCGGCAGCAGCGGAGGGAGCAGCUGGAAGGGGAGAGGGAAGAGGCGGCAGCAGCGCUGGAGGCAGAGCACAGGGCUGAGCUGGCGCGGCUCCUGUCCUCCCUGGAGGCCAAGCACAGAGAGGCGGUCUCCAGCCUGCAGAAGGAGGUAAAGGAAGUUCAGCAGAAGGAGGAGGCCCAGCAGCAGGAGAGCCAGGGGUGGGCGGAGCAGAGAUCUCGCCAGCUGCAGGAGUACGAGCAGGAGCUCAGUGGCCUCCUGAGAGAGAAGCGCCGGGAGGUGGAACGGGACCACGAGAGGAGGAUGGACAAGAUGAAGGAGGAGCACCGGCAGGCCGCGGCGGAGGCCAGAGAGCAGUAUGAAGCCGAGGAGAGGACGCAGCGAGCCGAGUUGCUGGGGCACCUGACUGGGGAGCUGGAGCGCCUGCGCCGGACCCACGAGCGGGAGCUGGAGGCCACGAGGCAGGAGCAGGCCAGGCAGCUGGAGGGCCUGGGGCUGCGGCACCGGGAGCAGGAAAAGAAACUUCAAGAUUUAGAGGUGGAGCUGGAAACCAGAGCCAAAGAGGUCAAGGCCAGGUUGGCUCAGCUGGACGCUCAGGAAGCCACAGCCACCCAGCAGCACCUGGACGAGGCCAAGCAGGAGCACACGCACCUGCUCGAGUCGAACCGGCAGCUCCGGAGAACUCUGGGCGAGCUGCGGGCCCUCAAGCGGGAGCUGGAGGCCCAGGUGGACCAGCUGCAGGCCCAGGCCCAGGCGCUGCAGAAACGCAUCAGUGAGCUGCAGGCCGGAGCUCAGAGGAGGCAGGAGGCGCUGAAAGGGCUGGCGGCCGAGGCGGGCCGUGCUUCCCCCUCGCGUGAGCCCGCCCUCCACAUCGAGGACCUGAGGACAGCCCCUGGCACCAAGCAGACCAACGAGGCACCCCCUGCUGUCUCCCCGAGCCCGGAGGCCGCCGACUCGUCCUUGGACAGCUUCCGGCACUACCUCUCCGCCGAGGGGGCCGCCCUCCGCAGCGCCAAGGCCUUCCUGGUGCGACAGACACGCUCCAUGCGCCGGCGGCAGGCGGCCCUGAAAGCCGCGCAGCAGCACUGGGGCCGCGAGCUGGCCGCUCCGGAGGCGCCCGAGGACCUGCUGGGCACCAAGGCCCUGGGCGGCGACGUGCACAAGAGCCUGGAGGAGGAGGCCCGGCACCUGGGCGAGAUGCAGUCUGCCAUGCGGAGAGGCCGCAGCCUGCUGCAGAGGAAGGAGGAGAAGCUGAGCGAGCUGGAGGCCUCUCUGCGGGCCCAGGCUCUGGAUGGGGACACUCUGAGAGGGCCCCCCACCAAGAAGGUGGUGACCUUUGACCUCAGCGACUCGGAAGACACGAACAGUGGAAGCUCAGACUCCUGUCCCCUGCCUCAGGGCAUUCUGCCCGGCCCCGCCUUCCCCCACAAGCUCCGGUGCUUGGACAGCUCCCUGCAGAGCAUCAGCAGCCAGCUGCACCAGGUCCUCAGCCUGCUGGGGGUCCUCAGCACCCCGCCGCCUCCGCCUCCACCGCAGCCGCCCCCGCCCCCCUCCGUCCGGGGGACCCCCACCCAGUGGGCCUGGGACCCGGGGCUGGGCCCCCGGCUCUCCUCCGCCUCCGCCACGCAGGCCGUGGAUGACUUCCUGGUGGAGAAGUGGCGCAAGUACUUCCCAGCUGGGAGCCCCGGCCUCUGCAGCAGCCCUGCCCCCUUGGAGAACAGGCUGGGCUACGUGUCUGCCAGGGAGCAGCUCCGCCUCCUGCAGCACCCCCUCUCGCACGCCCCUGAGGCGGGCAGUGCCGGUCUGCAGGGCAUGAUCGAGGCUAACCGGCGGUGGCUGGACCGCUACAGGAGUGACCCCACAUUGCCUCUGUGCUUAGUGCCCACACCAGCAGCGCCGGGCCUCCUGCAGCUGAGCCUGGACGAGAACAACAGGCUGCAGGUGCACCGCUGCUGAGGCCCAGCGGUGUGGCCCCGCAUCUCCCCGGCCGAGGGGGGCCUGCCGCUGCCUCGGACGGAGAUCUUCGGGGGAAGCGGGCUGUGGAGAGGAUGGCAGAUCUGAGGGCAGUGCGCCCUGCAGUGACCAGAGCGGACUGCGGGCUGACCGGGACGUCUGAGCCUGCGAGGACACGCCCCUUCGGGCACCGCAGGCGCUGGUGCCGGGCCGCAGUGAGACAUCCGGCCGUCCUCCCUGAGCAGGCCCCGCGCCCCAGCUCUGGUGCCUGCGCCUGGGACGCUGUCUCUCCAGAACCUCAGCGCCUGAGCUCAGGCCGUUCCUUUCCUUUCUCCUCCUUCCUCCCCCCUUUUUUAAAACAUCCCCUUUUUUGAGUUCUCUGUUUCUCCUUUGACUGUCUCAGGAUUGGGCCCAGCCUUUCCCUCGGCCGCACUGUGCUGUCCCCAGGGCCCCUGCCCUUUGCUGGCUCCGCCCGGAGCCCUCCCGUGCUUCUCAGGUCUCCGCACACAGCUGACGACAGCUGCCCGGGAAGCUGGCAGGCUCAGGGCCUCCCGCCCUUCACCCGGGGUGUGCCCCGUGCUGUUUCUGUCUCUGUUUUCUACUGUGCCCCCUGCUCAGCCCGAUCUGCACAGCCCCUGCACCCUCUCACCAGCGGCCCCGGGGGUCCCCCGACACGUCCUCUGACAUCUGUGUCAGGCCGUUCUUAUCCGGAACGCUGUGGUGCUGCCCUGGCCUCUAGUGCACGGAGACCGAGCCUCCCUCUCCCUCCUCGGACCUCUUAGUCAUGGACUAGGAAACGGAGACCGAUGCUUUUUCUUCAUCUGCGGCUCGGCUCAGUCUGCCACACAGAACAAGCCCGUGUUCCGUGGCUGAUCCUACGGGACUAGCGUACGCGUCGCCCCAUCUCUGUAACAAGCCCGUUUGUGCCUCCAUUAAACCUGCUGGCCCAUUUUCUA
Messenger RNA from Pipistrellus kuhlii (Kuhl's pipistrelle), 6948 nucleotides. It is a transcript of the gene CEP164, whose product is annotated as centrosomal protein 164. The transcript is spliced from 33 exons. NCBI's taxonomy places the organism in Eukaryota, Metazoa, Chordata, Mammalia, Chiroptera, Vespertilionidae. Bases 275 to 5995 code for a protein of 1906 amino acids. Gene Ontology annotation, molecular function: protein binding. The record is from RefSeq and is a predicted model, not a curated record.